GUUUAUCCCAAGAUGGAGGCCGCAGCUCGGCGGUGCUGACGGCCGGCCCGCGUGGGAGCGAGCCGGACUGGGGGUGCCGGGGGGCCGCGGUUCCUCUCGCCGCUGGGCAGCGCGGGCUGCCCGGCCUGCCCUGUCGCCAUGCCUCACAAGAAGAAGAAACCCUUCAUAGAGAAGAAGAAAGCAGUAACGUUUCACUUAGUGCACAGAAGUCAGAGGGAUCCACUUGCUGCUGAUGAUACUGCACCCCAGAGAGUUCUGCUGCCUACACAGAAAGGGCAUGAGGAGCGAAGGAGGGAAGAGCAGCGGAAGUACGGAGUAUUCUUUGAUGAUGACUAUGACUAUCUUCAGCAUCUAAAAGAAGCCUCUGGUCCCUCCGAGCUUGUCCCUUCUGUGCCUGGGCAGCAAAGCAGAAUUGUUGUCACAAAUGAGGGGCGCAUAGAAGAUGAAAUUCAGCGAGUUCCAGCUCCAUCUAUUAAGUUACCUUCCUCAGUAUUUGCCACAGAGUUUGAAGAAGACGUGGGCUUGUUAAAUAAAGCUGCUCCUGUUUCAGGACCACGGCUAGAUUUUGACCCUGAUAUUGUUGCAGCUCUUGAUGAUGAUUUUGACUUUGAAAAUCCAGAAAAUAUCCUGGAAGAUGAUUUUGUUCUACAAGCAAAUGACCCACAGAAGGGGGGAUCAGAUGCUGAGGAUGAAGAUGAGUGGGAAGAUGUGGAGGAUGAUAGUGAUGAAAAGGAUAGUUGCAGUAAUGAUAAAGACUAUGAUUCAGAAGGGCCUUUAUCAGAUGAUGGGAUUAAUGGACAGAUGAAAGAAUUUCUUUUUAUGCAAGAAGAAACCAGGAGUCGUUUCACAGAGUAUUCUAUGACGUCUUCAGUAAUGAGAAGGAAUGAACAGUUAACCCUGUUGGAUGACAGAUUCGAGAAGUUUUUUGAACAAUUUGAUGAAGAUGAAAUUGGAGCCUUGGAUAAUGUGGAGUUAGAAGGCUAUAUUAACACAGACAAUGCUCGGUUGCAGGAAGUCCUGAAUGAUUACUACAAAGAGAAAGCAAAAAAUUGCGUGAAGUUGGAUACUCUUGAACCUUGUGAAGAUUUAGACUCUCCUGUGAAUGAAGAAAGUGAGGAAGAAAAGGAAGAGAUAGUAACUGUAGUUGUUGAGGAGCCAAAAGAAAAAUGGGAUUGCGAAUCCAUUUUGAGUACAUAUUCAAACUUAUAUAAUCACCCAACCCUUAUUAAGGAGCCAUCAAAGCCCAAACCAAUAAAAAUUUCCCAGAAGACUGGAAUUCCUCUACAUAUCUUGCCUCAGAAGAGUCUUACUGCUAAGCAGAUUGAACGCAUGCAGAUGAUUAAUGGCAGCGACCUGCCAAGAGCAUCAACACAGCCACGUUCCAAAGACGAGAGCAAAGAGGAUCGCAGAGCUAGGAAACAGGCAAUAAAAGAGGAGCGAAAGGAACGCAGGAUGGAAAAGAAAGCCAACAAGCUGGCCUUCAAAUUGGAGAAGACGAGGCAAGAGAAAGAGUUGCUCAAUCUGAAACAGAAUGUUCAAGGACUGAAGCUGGCUUGAUGAAACUGAGGAACUUUCUGUGGAAACAACCUCAAGUUUUCAUUUGUAUUGAGAAGGGAACUGCUGACUCAUAGCUUUGCCAGUCAUGCUUCAAGAGGGUUAUUCAGAUACUACUGUAACAAGAACCAGUACCUUGUCAUUUUUUCUGAAAUGCAGUUAUACAUAAAACAAUGUAUUAGUGAUGUCUGUUCUGUCAUGAGUGACCUGGCAACUUUUGCAGAGUUUCAUUACAGUAGAAAGGUAUUAAAAUUAUAAAAAAUAUAUUUUUCUUACAAACUAUCACUGGACAAAGUUUUAUAUACAUAUUUGCAUAUGUAUUCAACAAAUCAGCAGAAACUUACUGAUUUAUCUGAUUAGAUUCUUCUAUUAAAUUAUCUCAGUUUACAAAGCAAUAUAUCCAUGUUUCUUCUUUAUACUCAUGUUAAAUGCAGCAGAAGGACUGAUGAGGCCUUUUAAUGUACAGAAACAGUUCAAAGUGCUUGUUUUUAUUGGAAGAAGGCUUUUAUAAUAUAUUGAUAAAGUAACAUGGUUUUAGAGAAGGGAAUAAACAGGCAUUUAAAUCUAAAA
Strigops habroptila (Kakapo) is the source of this 2124-nucleotide messenger RNA. RefSeq names its product LTV1 ribosome biogenesis factor (gene LTV1). Gene Ontology annotation, cellular component: cytosol; preribosome, small subunit precursor; nucleus. The transcript is spliced from 11 exons. Gene Ontology annotation, biological process: ribosomal small subunit biogenesis; ribosomal small subunit export from nucleus. Lineage: Eukaryota; Metazoa; Chordata; Aves; Psittaciformes; Psittacidae. Bases 139 to 1557 code for a protein of 472 amino acids. The record is from RefSeq and is a predicted model, not a curated record.